Molecule: messenger RNA, 4174 nt
Organism: Onychostoma macrolepis
Lineage: Eukaryota; Metazoa; Chordata; Actinopteri; Cypriniformes; Cyprinidae
Gene: sync
Product: syncoilin, intermediate filament protein
Exons: 4
Coding region: 220-1554 (444 amino acids)
Cellular component (GO): intermediate filament
Source: RefSeq, a predicted model, not a curated record
UAUGCUGUAUGAGCUCAUAUUUCUUCCCCCUUCUGUUUAUUAAUAAAUGUAAACAGAUAAAACGUUGCCAGAGAGACCAGCGGCAUAUGUUUAAACUCGGUCAGAGAGAGGCCAGACUACUGCUGUCCCUGUUCAGUUGGCUACCAGCUCUUCACUUUGGGUUCACUUCAUGGUUAUUGUCCUGGAAACUCGUUAUCUGAUUUGAGGUCAACAUAUAAAAUGGAAGAUCAAGAAAUGAACUUUGAGCAAGCUUAUGGGUCUCUAUCGGAGACAGACAAAACGUUUGAACCCUUAUUUAUUGAGGAGGAAGAUGGAGACUACUUUGAAGACUGCUUGGAAGAGAUUGAGGCUGCUCUAACUCUUCCUGGAGAGUCCAUGCCUUAUUCAAUAAAAUGCAGAGAAGCUUUGCAAGCUGAGUUUAAUGGACUUAUGCAACAGAUGUUGGCACAGUUAGAUGUUUUUGAUGCAGCCCAUCCAACUACUGCCCCACUGGAGUUAUUCUCAGAAACAGUGAACAAAAUGGACAAGAAUGGAUUCACAAAAACAAUCGAGUUCGGAGAGACGUGCAUUCCUGAGAAAGAGCAAACUGUGUUGGAGGUUGAAGAUAAUGCUGUUGGCAUCCCUGUCGAGGCAAAGCAUGAGUUGUCUGCCACCAUGGAAAUACAAAAGCUCAGAGAAGUAUUUGAGAGCUGUAUUGAGGAGGUGGGUCAGUUGGAGCGCAGAAGGGAUGAGUUGGUUCAGGAGCUUCUGGAGCUGGAGGAGCCAAUGGCCCAAGAGCUGCAGACAGUGAGGGAGACUCUGGGGGAAGAACAAGGCCUCCUGUCCAAAGUCAGACUGGAAAGACAAAGCCUGCAGGAGGAGACUCAAAAGACCAAAAGACGCCUGUUCAUAGCGGUCCGAGACUGUACACAGAGACAAGUACAACUUGAAUUACAACAGAAAGAGGUGGAGCAGCUCAACCAAGCUCAGGAGGAGCUGAAGGCCUUUGCUGUUAAGCUGACUGAGGAGAUCGCCAAGAUACAUUCAGAUCACCAAAGCCACCUGCAGGAACUACAAAAGCAACUGAACACCACUCAGGAGUCCAGCAAGAAGAAAAAUCGCUCGUAUGUAACUCAAGGACGGCGGGCCUCUUGUGACCUCCAGCAGUACCUGCAGGGUGGGAUCAAAGCUCUGGAGGAGUUCUACGAGCCCCGGUUAGUGUCCCUGCUGAAGAGACGUGAGGCCACCAUGGAUGCCCUCAGUAAGGCUAAAGAGCAGUGCCAGGAGCUGAGGGCCAAGUUGGGACCACUGAGAGAAGAGGAGCAGAUGCUGAGACUCCAGAGAACUUGUCUGGAGGAGAGGAUCCAACUAAUGGAGAGACAGAGAAGGGAAAAUGUGGAACAAUAUCGGGACACAGUUGAUGCCUUAGAGGAGAACAUCAGAGAACUGAAAACUGAGCUCAAGAUCCAGACAAAGAAGACUGAAGAAUUGGAUAUGCUGAAGAACAACACGGCCAAAGAGCUGUUCUUUUACAGGCAAGUGCUGACACUUUUUCAAAGAGUUUUUUUUUUUUAAAACUGCAAAGUAAUUUAAGGGGAAAAUACUAUUACACCAUGCAUGUACCAAGUGAUAAAACUUUUCUAUGUUAAUGGAUCCUCAUCCUAACCAGCUGCAACAAGACAGAUGCAAGAUUUCUAGCUCUGUCACACUAAACUAGAUAGCACUGCCCACAGUGAUAUGUCAUUGGUCCAAAAGCUUACUCUAUUAAAUAUUAAAAGGGGGUAAGACUCCCCCGGGCAUGAUGACCCCAAUUUUUUAUUUAUUAUUUACUGUAACUCAUAAGGUUAUAAUUCAGUAAUUCCAUGAAUUAUAUCUUCACUUUUCAUUAAAACCUAUAAGCUAAUUCAGUGAAAUCAAGUUAUGACAUAUCUUUAAUUAAAAUAUUGGGAAAUAAAUAUGUAAAUAUCUAUAUGCCUGUGUAAGGAAAAAAUGUUUGCCCACUGACAAAGAAAUGAUCAAUCUAGUAUUUUAAUGGUAGGUUUAUUUGAACAGUGAGAGACAGAAUGACAACAACAACAACAACAAAAAAAUCCAGAAAAACGCAUUUCAUAAAAGUUAUAAAUUGAUUUGCAUUUUAAUGAGUGAAAUAAGUAUUUGACCCCUUCGCAAAACAUGACUUGGUGUAGCAGAGGCCAGCGGGUAAGUGCUGUGCAGGUAAAACCACACUCCCCGAUCUCAAGUGGCGCUCUAGCGACUGACGCUAGAGGCCGUGGCCUUUAGCCUCCUUAUUAGAGCUUGUUGGCAAUCACAGAAGUCAGAUGUUUCUUGUAGUUGGCCGCCAGAUUUGCACACAUCUCAGGAGGGAUUUUGUCCCACUCCUCUUUGCAGAUCCUCUCCAAGUCAUUAAGGUUUCGAGGCUGACGUUUGGCAACUCGAACCUUCAGCUCCCUCCACAGAUUUUCUAUGGGAUGAAGGUCUGGAGACUGGCUAGGCCACUCCAGGACCUUAAUGUGCUUCUUCUUGAGCCACUCCUUUGUUGCCUUGGCCGUGUGUUUUGGGUCAUUGUCAUGCUGGAAUAACAUCCACGACCCAUUUUCAAUGCCCUGACCCUGACGGUACAUGGCCCUGUCCAUCGUCCCUUUGAUGCGGUGCAGUUGUCCCGUCCCCUUAGCAGAAAAACACCACCAAAGCAUGAUGUUUCCACCUCCAUGUUUGACGGUGGGGAUGGUGUUCUUGGGGUCGUAGGCAGUAUUCCUCCUCCUCCAAAAACGGCGAGUUGAGUUGAAAACUUUUCAUGGGUUUUGGCUGAUCAUUUACACAACAACAGUGUUUUGCAGAUCUGAAAACACAAACUUUUGAAAAAGGGUUUGAAAGUGUACGUUUUUGAAAACACUACUGUUAUUAUCUCUGUGCAAAUUACAAAACCACAAAUUUGUGAAAAAAGUGACAUCGUGUGCAUAUGUAUAAUGUGUUCAGUCUAUAGGCAUGCGAGAGUACUUGGCAACCAAAACUAACAAUGUUGAUAUUCAAGGCUCUGUAGAAGAAUGCAUAUGUGCACAAGUGCGUAGUUUAUUUUACAAAGUGGCAUCGCACACUACUGGCCUGGCAUGCAUAAUACAGCAUUUUCAGACAUUUUUGCAGAUACAUGUGAAUGGGGAUACUUUUGACAACACUGUUGUCUGUAUACAAAGCUUUUCAAAAAUGCAAAAAAUUGCAUUUUCUGUUUUUAGUACAUCGCUGUCAUGCAAUUGUACCCUAUAAAAACACACUGUUCUCAAGAGGAACAUCUUCCUCCAUCUUACCCUACGUUCUGAUUGGCCUUGAUUGUACUGGAUUUCCACUUUCAGUGUGGACAGACAAUUUACUUUUACUAAUUGCUGAAAACUUAUAACUUAUGAAAAAUAUUUUAUGUCUUUAUUGUUUUACAGAGAGCACGUAGAUGGCACCUGCAAGCAAGAGAGCAGUGUGAUGGUGGAAAAAACCUAAUGAACUAAAGUUUGUGUUACUGAUUAUCUUAUUUGUAUGUAAAAUGUGUUUCAUAUGAUAUUUAGUUUAUCAUAGUUUAAUCGAAACUCCCUCUCCUCUCUUAUUAAUAGUCAAUCACCAAAACAGUAACCCCAAUUUACUGAAGACGCACAACAGUGUUCUCUGCAAAGGUCAAAUUAGAUUUAAAAAAAAAAAAAAAAGCACUCUGAACAGCAAGGACCAAUUGUGUCAGAUAUCCAGAUCUUUAUCUGACAAAUUACACAGUUUAGAAUGUUCUUAAAACACUGUUUUUGUUGUGUGUAUAAGAGGGAAUAAAGUUCAUAUCAAAUGGUGCCUGAACUAAGUGCUUUCUCUUAUGAGUCAGUUAAGUGGGCAAAACAAGGACUUAUUUGGGCACUGUAUGAGAGCUCUAUAAACAUGCAGACAGCAUGAUUGUGAUAAUGUUUAGAUGAAUGACUAAGAGAAGAUGAAUUAAGUGCUUGGUUGAUUUGAUGUGUCUUGUUAAGAUCUGAAAUAAACAAGAAUUAGAAAUACUGUUUAUCAUACCUAGUAGUGAAUUGAGUGCAAGGAUAUGAAUUCUGUCAGUGACAGGGAGCAUGUUUUUUUUUUAAGACUGAAUAAUUUGCUAUUUCAAGACAUUUCGGUGACUAAAACGUAGAAAAUUUGAAUCUGGGUAAUUACAAAAAUAAAAGGCAUUUAUUGAGGAACA